Manis pentadactyla (Chinese pangolin) is the source of this 5418-nucleotide messenger RNA. RefSeq names its product TRPM8 channel associated factor 1 (gene TCAF1). Gene Ontology annotation, biological process: positive regulation of anion channel activity. The coding region runs from base 150 to 2909 and encodes 919 amino acids. NCBI's taxonomy places the organism in Eukaryota, Metazoa, Chordata, Mammalia, Pholidota, Manidae. The record is from RefSeq and is a predicted model, not a curated record. The transcript is spliced from 9 exons.
UUCCACGUCCCCGGCCGCGUCAUUCCAGGUACCUUCUCACCCGAGAAGCCCCUUCCCCUUGGAAACGGCCGCCGCGUCCUCCUAGGCAGCGCUCUCUGCCCCCGACCGGCACUGCAGGGCGCAUCGGGGCUUACGAAGUCAGUCCAGCCAUGGCCACUCCCUCUGCUGCCUUUGAGGCCCUUAUGAAUGGAGUGACAAGCUGGGACGUCCCUGAAGAUGCCAUCCCAUGUGAACUGCUUCUUAUUGGAGAGGCCUCCUUCCCGGUGAUGGUGAAUGACAUGGGCCAGGUCCUCGUUGCUGCCUCCUCCUACGGCCGAGGCCGCCUGGUGGUGGUGUCCCAUGAGGACUACUUGGUGGAAGCCCAGCUCGGUCCCUUUCUCCUCAACGCAGUGGGCUGGCUUUGUUCUUCCCCUGGGGCUCCCAUUGGCGUACACCCGUCUCUGGCACCCCUAGUCAAGAUCCUUGAGGGCUCUGGCAUGGAGGUGAAGAUUGAGCCGGAAGUGAAAGACUCCCUGGGGGUUUACUGUAUUGACGCCUACAAUGAAACCAUGAGUGAAAAGUUGGUCAAGUUUAUGAAACGUGGAGGGGGCUUGCUCAUCGGAGGCCAGGCCUGGGACUGGGCCAACCAGGGUGAUGAGGAGAGGGUUCUGUUCACGUUCCCAGGCAACCUCGUGACCAGUGUGGCCGGAGUGUACUUCACCGACAACAAAGGGGACACAAGUUUCUUUAAAGUCUCUAAGAAGAUGCCCAAGAUCCCAGUCUUAGUUAGUUGUGAAGAUGAUCUCUCCGAGGACAGAGAGGAGCUCCUGCACGGCGUAUCAGAGCUGGACAUCAGCAACUCGGAUUGUUUCCCGUCCCAGCUGCUGGUGCACGGGGCUUUGGCCUUUCCCCUGGGGUUAGAUUCCUACCACGGCUGUGUUAUAGCGGCUGCCCGCUAUGGCAAGGGCCGCGUGGUUGUGACUGGCCACAAGGUAUUAUUCACUGUUGGUAAACUGGGCCCCUUUCUGCUCAAUGCCGUGCGCUGGCUGGACGGGGGCCGCAGGGGCAAGAUCGUGGUGCAGACAGAACUGAGGACGCUGAGCGGCCUGCUUGCAGUAGGGGGCAUAGACGCCAGCAUUGAGCCCAAUCUGACCAGUGAUGCAAGUGUCUACUGCUUUGAACCUGUGAGUGAUGUGGGGGUCAAAGAGCUGCAGGAGUUUGUAGCAGAGGGUGGGGGCCUGUUUGUGGGAGCCCAAGCCUGGUGGUGGGCCUUCAAGAACCCCGGAGUGUCCCCUUUGGCUCGGUUCCCAGGGAACCUCCUCCUCAACCCCUUUGGCAUCAGCAUCACAAGCCAAAGCCUCAAUCCAGGGCCCUUUCGUACUCCCAAAGCAGGGAUAAGGACCUAUCACUUCCGCUCCACCCUGGCUGAGUUCCAGGUCAUCAUGGGCAGGAAGAGAGGGAACGUGGAGAAGGGCUGGCUGGCCAAGCUGGGGCCGGAUGGCGCGGCCUUCCUGCAGAUACCCGCAGAAGAGAUCCCUGCAUACAUGUCUGUGCACCGGCUCCUGAGGAAGCUGCUAAGUCGCUACCGGCUCCCCGUAGCCACCCGGGAGAACCCGGUGAUCAACGACUGCUGCAGGGGCGCUAUGCUCUCCCUGGCCACUGGUCUGGCCCACUCUGGAAGUGACCUGUCUCUGCUAGUCCCAGAAAUUGAUGACAUGUACAGCAGCCCCUACCUGCGCCCCUCAGAAUCUCCUAUCACUGUUGAAGUCAACUGCAACAAUCCAGGCACCAGAUACUGCUGGAUGAGCACCGGGCUCUACAUACCUGGAAGGCAAAUUAUAGAGGUGUCACUGCCUGAAGCUGUUGCCUCUGCUGACCUGAAGGUACAGAUUGGCUGCCACACUGAUGACCUGACCAGGGCCAGCAAGCUGUUCCGAGGCCCACUCGUGAUUAACCGGUGCUGCUUGGACAAGCCCACGAAAUCCAUCACCUGCCUGUGGGGCGGCCUCCUCUACAUCAUUGUGCCUCAGAGCAGCAAACUGGGUUCCGUGCCUGUCACUGUGAAAGGGGCCGUGCAUGCUCCAUACUACAAGCUGGGGGAGACAUCCCAGGAGGAGUGGAAGAGGCGGGUCCAGGAGAAUCCGGGUCCCUGGGGAGAGCUGGCCACAGACAACGUCAUCCUGACGGUGCCAACUGCAAACCUGCGGGCCCUGGAGGAGCCCGAGCCGCUGCUCCGCCUCUGGGACGACGUGAUGCGGGCUGUGGCCCGGCUGGGGGCCGAGCCCUUCCCCCUGCGCCUGCCUCAGAGGAUCGUCGCCGACGUGCAGAUCUCAGUGGGCUGGAUGCAUGCAGGGUAUCCUAUCAUGUGCCAUCUGGAAUCUGUGCAGGAGCUCAUCAAUGAGAAACUCAUCAGAACCAAGGGGCUGUGGGGCCCUGUCCAUGAGCUUGGCCGCAACCAGCAGAGGCAGGAGUGGGAAUUCCCACCGCACACCACCGAGGCCACCUGCAACCUGUGGUGUGUUUACGUGCAUGAAACCGUCCUGGGCAUUCCUCGAGGCCGUGCCAAUAUUGCUCUGUGGCCCCCAGUUCGGGAGAAAAGAGUCAGAAUCUACUUGGGCAAGGGUCCCAAUGUGAAAAACUGGAAUGCGUGGACUGCACUGGAAACGUAUUUACAGCUACAAGAGGCUUUUGGUUGGGAGCCGUUCAUCCGUCUCUUCACCGAGUACAGGAACCAGACCAACCUGCCCACAGACAACGUUGACAAAAUGAAUCUGUGGGUGAAGAUGUUCUCCCACCAAGUGCAGAAGAAUCUGGCUCCAUUCUUUGAGGCCUGGGCCUGGCCUAUCCAGAAGGAAGUGGCUACCAGCCUGGCCUAUCUGCCUGAAUGGAAGGAAAAUAUUAUGAAAUUAUACCUCCUCACACAGAUGUAAGGAGUGCCCAGCGAGGUGGCAGGCCCCACUGAAACUGAAGUCAAGAAAUACAAAAGAGAAUUGACACAUCUCAGCAAAGACAACUGAAUGGAUUUGGUUAUAAACGAAGAUCUCAACACAUUUCUGGAGGAGAGAAACUGGAUGAAGCAUGAUAGUGGAUGGAACAGUGAAGGUGUCUUUCAGGCAGAAUAUAAGCUGAUCCAAACAGCACACCCCAAAGAGACUUGGGCAUAUGAAAAGUCUAUCUACAUAGAGAAUUAUUCUAGCUAUAAAAUUAACCCCAUCGCAUUCUACCCCAAUCCUUGUGCACAGAACAUAGGCAGUCUACUAUUGGUACCAGUUUAAAAUCUGUUGUCAUUGUUGCUGUUUGUAUAAAGGAGUUAAGUAAAUUGCCCGUGGAGAGGUAGGAGUUGGUGCUUCAGAACAGCAUUUCUCUUUUUUGUGGAAAUAAGUGACUCCCCACCCCCAGCCUAUCAGCUAACUCUCUGACAGUUGAAACCCCUCCUCCAAGUACUCAUGUGCUUCCAGUCACAGAAGAGGCUUAUUAGAGAAAAAGACUGAACCCUACAAUGGCAGAAGAAACCCACACCAACUCCUAUAAAAGUCAACAGUUAUAUAUUGAUUCUUAAAAGCAAAUGGUCAGCUAGGAAUCCCCUAGACACUGGGCAUCAGGGUGAGGAGGGAGGGAACCAGGGGAGAAGCAUGUAAGAAAAGUAACCAAUUAGAAUUAGGAGAUUUGAAAACACACAAAAACUCCAGAGGAAAACAAAGUUAACAUGGAAAAAAUCUUACUAUAUCUUCAGAGAGAUUUGAAGUAUAUUUGUAAGAUGAACACAAAGAAGGGGAAAACUCUGAGAAUAAAAAGCCCACUGAAAGUGAAAUAAGACUGCCAAAAAUAUUCAGUAGACAGGCUAGGAAAUAGAGGCUAGAGAAACCUCCCAGAUACAAAGCAAGGAGAAACAGCAGAAAAUAUGAAGAAAGAGACAAAGACGAUCAACAUCUACCCAUUAGGAGCUUCUGAAAGAGAACAUAUGAAAUAUAGGUAAAGAACUAAAAGAUAAAGGAUUGAAGACCAGAAAGAACUAAGUCUUGAGAUUGGGGGCCUCUGAUGUAACCUGUAUCUAGACACAAUCUUGUGAAAUUUUGGAGUAUUUAAGGAUAGAGGGAAGACAUUAAAAGUGCCCAGAGAGAAAAUAAAAUGAGGUCAUCAUAAAGGGCUCAACUAAAAAGGUGAGAAAUUGACUUCAAGCAGAUUUUUCAUCAAUGACACUGAAUGCUAGGAGCCUAUGGGGCCAUGUCUUCAUGUAUGGCAAAUGCUUGUACCCAGGAUUCCAUAGCAAGCCAAACUGUCAAGAGCAAAGUCAAAAUGAAGACCUUCUCUGACAAGCAGGAUCCCAGAAAGCCUACCUCCUUUGCACCCUUACUGAGGAAGUACCUUGAGGUUCUCCAGUGAAAUGGCAAGAAAAUCAGAAAGAGGAAGAAAUGCAGUCCAGAAACAAUGGCCCUCACCCAGGAUGUCUCACUCUAGAGUGGCAGUUACCUGGCAACCCCUUUCCCCUCUCCCAGAGUGCAGUCUCGGGCUCUCUGGGAAGAAUACGCAUUCUGUGCCAUAGGUAGUAUCAUGGAGAAGCUGGAAUAUAUGAGGACAUGGAGGACAUAUGUUCUUUAGUCAACAAAAAGGAAAAGAAAACAAAAAUAUGUCAAGAAAUUCAGGUCCAAUUACAAAACAACAGAAAAUACUUGUGGGAUGUAAGAAGAGACCCAAUUUGACAUUGGUGGUGGGUAUAGUUUCUUUCAAGCAGCACAGGCAUCAUGACAUUGGAUAUACAUGAAAGGAAAUAUGCUAACUUCUAUUUGGCUCUCAGUAAUAUUUAUGUAGCCAAAAUAAUAUAAAAGCUAUUUAUCGGCAUUCGAUGUUCUGAUGAGCCUACAGACAAAACAUGAAAGGCUUAAUUUUUUAUUCAGAACUGAAAUGGAAAGUAAUCAAUCCUGACAAAUUAAGGAAAAAAAGAGCAGAAAGAGGCUGGGGAUUAGUUGAGGGAAAGAAGAAUAGGGCUAUUUACAUAGUGAAAAUGGGGAUGAAAAGUUAUAUGAAGUCCACAGGUAAUGAAGAAACUAGAGGAUGUGUAUCCUGUUCCAAGCUGUAAAUGAAGCCAGUAAGAGUGUGAAAAAUGACAUACCUAUCAAAAAAUUGGGGAGAGGAUAGGCAAAGGAAAGGUGGGGACAGUGUAAGUUAAAUCCUUAUCUUUUGUAAUGGGGAAUUAUUAAAGAUGUCUAAAGUUGAUAAGUCAAGAAAUUAUUGUUCAAACAUAUUAUUUAAUGUUAGGAAGUUAGUUAAGAGAAGAUCUAAAAAAUAGAAAUUGUUAAAUGCAUCACCACUAGGGAAUGGGACCGGGGCUUAAAAGGGUGUGGUGGGAAAUCGUGUUUCAUUUUGAGUCCUGUGCUAUUUAAUUUUUUACCUUGUGCAUGUAUUACUUUGAAAAAUUUUUAAUAAACUCAAAUAAAAAUC